AUGAAAGAGGACGGGCCUACUAGCACCUCAGGGACUCAGACCACGGACCCGGGAGCGCCGCCAAAGGAGUUUAUUGUAACAGCUCCCCUUGUUGACAGCGCAACGACGUCGCCAACGUUUCUCAACCCGGGAAAGACCCCGCCACGGAAAGUGCUGCGUCUCAAAUGCGCGAAAUGUAACGAAUAUCCCGAAGGAUUCCGUAGCGAACAUGAGCUGCGCCGACACACGAAUCGCGUGCACAGGAAGAUGCGUAAGGUCUGGAUUACCAUCGACACCUCGCCCGAUAAGAGUUUCCUUGCCAAUUGCAAGGCUUGUCAGACGGGAAAGAGGUAUAACGAAUGCUAUAACGCUGCCAGCCAUUUGAGAAGAAUGCAUUUCCACCCGCACAAGAGGGGUGAGAGAAAGAUGAGUGCUGCCGAGGCUCGAAGAGGCGGGAAGCCCGGAGAUCUAGAUCCGCCCAUGGACGUGUUGAAAGCGAAUUGGCUACGGGAGGUCGAAGAGGUCGUUGGUGAGGCGGAGGACUCACCUGAAGAGGGCGAGCCCGCGGACACGUCGUCGACCCAGCUGCAGCCUGCCGUGACCCAAGCUGAUGGAAAAGCACCGCCGACGCCGACCACUCCGUCGACGCGAACCAUGGCAAUCGACAGCAUCGUAGAUAAAGUCGACGCGUCGUAA
Didymosphaeria variabile is the source of this 675-nucleotide messenger RNA. RefSeq lists its product as uncharacterized. The transcript is spliced from 2 exons. The record is from RefSeq and is a predicted model, not a curated record. NCBI's taxonomy places the organism in Eukaryota, Fungi, Ascomycota, Dothideomycetes, Pleosporales, Didymosphaeriaceae. The coding region runs from base 1 to 675 and encodes 224 amino acids.